This is a messenger RNA of Sphenostylis stenocarpa, 1269 nucleotides long. NCBI's taxonomy places the organism in Eukaryota, Viridiplantae, Streptophyta, Magnoliopsida, Fabales, Fabaceae. The record is from the annotation of a GenBank genome assembly.
AUGGGAGUGUCCGCCGGCGAUGACGACGUCGUUCAAAUCCAGCAACCCAACAAGCCCGGCGACCCUUUCGUCAUCACCGUCAAUUGCCCCGACAAGACCGGCCUCGCUUGCGAUGUCUGCGGUAUCAUUCUGGAUUUCGGUCUCUGCAUUUCCAAAGGAGAUGUUUCAACCGAUGGCGUGUGGUGUUACAUUGUGUUUUGGGUUAUUCCACACUCCGUGUUGCUUCCUAUGGAUUCUUCUUAUCAGAUUCUCAAAGAACGACUUCAGGGAAUUUGCCCGUCUUGUUUAGCCUCCUUUUAUUUCAUCCAGCACCCUUCCAGAUCUUCUCCUGUCUAUCUGUUGAAGUUCUGUUGCCUUGAUCGAAAGGGAUUGUUGCACGAUGUAACAAAAGUGCUCUCGGAGCUUGAACUUACCAUUCAAAAGGUGAAAGUGACCACAACCCCGGAUGGUAGAGUGUUGGACCUCUUUUUCGUAACAGAUAACAAGGAACUUUUACACACGAGAAAACGACAAGAUGAGACAUGUGAAAGAUUGAAUGCUGUUCUGCGAGACUCAUGUAUCAGCUGUGAACUUCAAUUGGCAGGUCCAGAGUAUGAAUAUAAUCAGGGUAUUUCUUCUCUGUCUCCUGUGUUAGCUGAGGAGUUAUUUCGAUGUGAGUUAUCAGAUAAUGAAGUUCGUUCUCAAGCUCUUAGCCCUGAUAUGACAAAGUUGAAGAAAACCAAUGUAACACUAGACAAUUCCUUAAGCCCGGCUCACACGCUAGUUCAAAUACGAUGUGCUGAUCACAAGGGUCUUCUUUAUGACAUUAUGAGAACAUUGAAAGACAUGAAUAUAAAGAUUUCAUAUGGCCGAUUUUCACCCAAUUCCAUGGGAUAUCGUGAGUUAGAUAUAUUCAUUCAGCAGAAAGAUGGGAAAAAGAUUUUGGAUCUGGAGAAGCAGAGUGCACUAUGCUCUCGUUUAAAACUGGAAAUGCUUCAUCCGUUGCGAGUAAUCAUUGCCAACCGAGGACCAGAUACUGAACUUUUGGUCGCUAAUCCAGUUGAGCUGUCUGGAAAAGGAAGACCUCGAGUUUUUUAUGAUGUCACAUUUGCUCUCAAAACACUAGGAAUUUGUGUUUUCUCGGCUGAAGUAGGAAGGCAUUCAACUUCAGAGCGUGAAUGGGAGGUGUACAGAUUUCUCUUGGAUGAGAACUGUGAGUUUCAGUUAACAGGUGUUGCUGUAAGAAAUAAGAUUGUAAAUAAGGUUAGAAGAACAUUAAUGGGUUGGUAA